This is a messenger RNA of Pochonia chlamydosporia 170, 1014 nucleotides long. RefSeq lists its product as hypothetical. Lineage: Eukaryota; Fungi; Ascomycota; Sordariomycetes; Hypocreales; Clavicipitaceae. The record is from RefSeq and is a predicted model, not a curated record. The coding region runs from base 1 to 1014 and encodes 337 amino acids. The transcript has 2 exons.
AUGGCUGACCGUCAAUACCACCAAUAUGAGCCCGAAAGGGACCACGGAGCUCACGCCCCCGAAGCCGUCGAUAUGAUGUCGCCAAUGACGCCUGGGUCAAACAUCGAGAGGGAAUUGCAGAAGCAGUACCAGUCGCAGCACCAGUCACCACACGGACAAUACCAGCCAUCGCUACGCUCGCCUAUGACGCCCGACGAUACGGAAAAGGAAGCAGUUUUCCAUGAGGACGAUGGCCUACAUGUUGUUCCAUCAGAGCACGCAGCUCAAUAUCCAGAGACAGCCACUACAGCAAGCCCGCCUACACCUUCGAUAGCCAAGGACAGUAUUCCGACGCCCGUCCUUCCCGACGCGAAGCCUGAAAGCCAGUCCCUCCCGCCGGAUCGUGACGCAGGGCUAGAGCCCGUAGCCCAGAAACCGGAAGAAAAGAAGAUCUUUGGUAUUCGUCGCAAGAUAUUUAUACCUCUUGCCGUCGUCCUGGUUUUGAUCAUCGCGGCCGCUAUUGGCGGUGGCGUUGGUGGGGCCGUUGCGUCUCGAAACUCAAACGGCAAGAGCGACUCUUCAACCACUUCCAGCAGUUCUUCCACCGUUCCAUCAUCAACUUCAUCCACGCCCGCUUCAUCAACCUCCUCGAGCGCCAAUCCAACAUCCACUUCGUCCAUACGCUUCCUCAACAACCAGACCUGGCCCCAAGGCAGCACAUUCGCCUUCCAAGGCUUCUCGAGAGACAACUUCACGGGCGUGGCCUCGGAAAUCAUCACCGGCGAUGGCGGCUCAGAAUUCGGCGUCGACUUUAAGUUUGAUCUUCAUUCCUAUAUUUGGGUUCCCAAUAUCGGCAAUUGCUGCAUCAAUUUCUGUGCGAAUAGCACGAAAACCGGUAGGACUGGAUAUCGUUGCGGUAAAGUGAGCAAGGAUAAGGCGAGUGGCCCAGUGCCGAGAAUUAAAAUAUGGUGUUCGGACACGCAUAGCGAUGAGAUUGCGGAGGCAAGAGGGUGCGAUACGCCAAAGACCAGUUGA